Molecule: messenger RNA, 2263 nt
Organism: Agrilus planipennis (emerald ash borer)
Lineage: Eukaryota; Metazoa; Arthropoda; Insecta; Coleoptera; Buprestidae
Gene: atms
Product: RNA polymerase II-associated factor 1 homolog
Exons: 6
Coding region: 154-1767 (537 amino acids)
Biological process (GO): transcription elongation by RNA polymerase II
Cellular component (GO): Cdc73/Paf1 complex
Molecular function (GO): RNA polymerase II complex binding; chromatin binding
Source: RefSeq, a predicted model, not a curated record
AAUAUAGAAUUUGUCUGUACAAUGGUGUGUACACAUCCAAUGCUUCAAAAAAAUGUGAGGUUAGAAUUGGCGUCAGUUUAUUAUCAGAAACAGGGUAAAUUAACGUAAAUAAUUAACUAAUGAGUGAAUAUUGUGUGAAAUAGUAAGUACAAAAUGCCUCCAACAAUUCAACAACCUCAAGUACCGAAUCAAAAUGAGAAAAGACCUGUUAAGCCUGGAGAAAAAAGAUCCGAAUUAAUAUGCCGCGUAAAAUAUUGCAAUACCCUUCCUGAUAUUCCUUUCGACUUGAAAUUCAUUUCGUAUCCCUUUGAAUCGUCUCGUUUUAUCCAGUACAAUCCAACUUCUCUCGAGCGAAACUACAGAUACGAAGUGCUUACAGAACACGAUUUAGGAGUGAAUAUUGACCUGAUAAAUAAAGAUAUUUAUUCCGUGGAACCUGGGGCAAUACUUGAUCCAGCUGAUGAAAAACUUUUAGAAGAAGAUAUUCUUACACCACAGGACUCGAAACGAUCUCGUCAUCAUGCACGUUCAGUGUCUUGGUUGCGUAGAACUGAAUAUAUUUCAACUGAGCAGACACGAUUUCAACCCCAAACUAUGGACAAAGUCGAGGCCAAAGUUGGCUACAGUAUUAAAAAGAACCUUAAGAAUGAAACUUUGUAUAUGGACCGUGAUUCCCAGAUUAAAGCUAUCGAGAAAACGUUUGAAGAUUCUAAGAUCCCUAUCGAAAAACACUACAGUAAACCAAAUGUUUAUCCUGUAGAAGUAUUGCCAGUAUAUCCAGAUUUCAAACUCUGGAAAUAUCCUUGUGCCCAAGUUAUAUUUGAUAGUGAUCCUGCACCAGUUGGUAAACAAAUUCCAGCUCAAAUUGAAGAGAUGUCUCAAGCUAUGAUUCGAGGUGUCAUGGAUGAAAGUGGAGAACAGUUUGUGGCAUACUUUUUGCCCACUGAAGAAACGCUGGAGAAACGUCGCAACGACUUUGCCCAAGGUAUUUCUUAUCAAGAUGAUGAGGAAUAUGAAUACAAAAUGGCUAGAGAAUAUAAUUGGAAUGUUAAAAGUAAGGCAAGCAAAGGAUAUGAAGAAAACUAUUUCUUGGUUGUACGUCAAGAUGGUAUAUAUUACAAUGAAUUGGAAACAAGAGUAAGACUGAGUAAAAGAAGACAAAAAGCUGGGCAGGCCACUAGUAAUACACGACUUAUUGUGAAGCAUAGACCUAUGGAUGCUCAAGAAUUUAGAAUGCAAAGAUAUCGUGAAAAACAGCUUGAGCCUCCUGGUGAUGAGGAUGAAGAAUAUGAGCAAGAUCAAGUUGAAGAAACACAAGAAGAACAGGCUGAAGAGAGUCAGGCAGAGUCUGAUCAAGAGAAACAAAGUAACAAAGAUGAAGCAAGUGAAAAUGAACAUGAAAAAAGUGACGCGGAAAAGUCUCGUGCUUCUUCAAGAGCAUCUUCGAGAUCAUCAAACCAUUCAGAAAAAUCUGGGUCAAGAUCUCCAUCUAGAUCUAGAUCAAGUUCGAGGUCAAAAUCCAGAUCAAGAUCGAAAUCAAAGUCGCCAUCGAGGUCACGCUCCCCUUCACGAUCCAAAUCUAGGUCAAAAUCGCCCUCUAAGUCGCGAUCGCCUUCUAGAUCUAAAUCGCGUUCUCAGAGCAGGUCACCGUCAGGAUCGAGGUCGAGAUCCCAAUCGGGAUCCCGUUCUCCAUCUGAUAAUGAGUCCAAGUCUGGAUCAGGGUCUGGAUCUGAUAAUGGAUCUAACAGAGCUUCUGACAGCGAGUGAGAAAGUUGUUGUUCAUUGAUAUUUCUCGACCUGGAUGCUAUUUAAAUAUUUGACUAACCUCAUAAUUUCACGACUAAUACAAAUAAAUCCGCAAUACUUUGAGCUGAAUUUGGAAAUCAAAAUCCAGACUAAGAUCAAAAUCACUUUUUAAACCGCAAUUACCUUCUGAUACUACAUCUGGAUCCUUAAUCAGGUUUUUUAAAGCGAAAAGCGUAAGUUUUGUUAUAAUUUUUUAAUUUUUUUUUAAGCACAUCAAUUGUACCAUUCAAUUAUGCAAUGGUAAAGGUUUCUCAGGAAACAAAAUACGUAUUUUUAUGGUUUCUUACGAGAUAUUCCUCCAAACAAUUUAUAUGUAACUUUAUAAUUGACUCUUUCCAAUUUUAGUAUCUAUCUUGUUUGGUUUAUUUAACUUACAUGUACAUAUCAAAAGAUAAUCGCUAUAAUAACCAAAUUAGAAUAAUUUCUUAUAGAAUUUGAAAUAAAAGGUAGUUAAUAA